AUUGCCUGAUGCCCCCACAUCAUUCAAAACAGGCAGUCUUUCUUAUCUGUCCUGUUGUAGCCAUUGCACGUAGAUUCUACCUAGGACACCAUAUGAUGAAAAGAAAGCAAGAACUUUCUUUUCCGUUUUUUACUACUUCCUUUCUCUUCAAUUCCAAGCUUCUAUCUUCUUUAAACUUGCCCAUACAGUACAAACUUUCCUCUUUGCCACUUCAAACCUGUCACAUCUACAAGAGAAACAAGAGUCUGAUCUAGAAUAUAGCUUUCAAACAAAUCAAGUUCCUUCCAUACACCAGCCAAGAAAAUUAGAAAAAGACCAAACAAACAGUUCCAGCCAACUUCUUUUAGCCAACCUAAGCGCCUCUCAUGGGCUCUCUCUUCUCUCUCACAUUGAUAAUUCUUUCAUGGGCAUCAUUACUAUUGAUGAAAGCUGAUGCUGAAGGGAUCAGAUCAGCUCGCCUUCUUGAUCUUCUCAUUAGGGACUACACAGUAAAGUCCUUUGACAGGCACUUGAGAACAGGCAUUGUACACACUGUACAUUUACCUGCAAACUUCUCUGGCAUCAAAGUCGAUAUAGCAAGGUUUAGAUGUGGAAGUCUCCACAGAUAUGGCGCACAAGUUAAGGAAUUUCAUCUGGGAAGUGGGACGACUGUACAGCCUUGUGCAGAGAGAGUCAUGGUAGUUAGACAAAACUUGGGUUAUAAUUGGUCAUCGAUAUAUUAUGCUAACUAUGAUCUAUCAGGUUACCAGCUUGUGUCACCUGUAUUAGGCCUUCUGGCUUAUAAUGCUGGCAGCGAUGUGAGUUUUGGUAGCCCUUUUCAGCUUGGGAUUCUUGCCAGAGAAAAACCAAUUAAAAUAGAUUUCAGCAACAUCACAAAGGCAUCCAACAUGACAGGAAUCAGGCCGUUGUGCGCUAGUUUUGAAGGAGAUGGCAAAGUAACAAUGAAAAACCAAAUAUCACCCAAUGUUUGUUUUGCAACCAGGCAUGGCCAUUUUGGUUUGGUCAUUGAGUCACCGCCAUCACUGCCUGUGAGGAAGAAGAUUAGAAGAUGGAAAGUGGUGGUUGGCAGCUCUAUUGGAGCUGCAUUGGGUGCUUUCCUCUUGGGGUUGCUUUUUGUGGCAAUGUUCGUUAAGGUGAAGAAGAAAGCAAGAAUGGAGGAGUUGGAGAGGAGAGCAUAUGAAGAGGAAGCUCUUCAAGUUUCCAUGGUUGGACAUAUCAGGGCUCCGACAGCAUCUAUUACUCGAACGACGCCUACAAUCGAACAUGAGUACAUACCUUAUCCUUCAUGAACUGUAAGUUAUGUAUUUUUCUUUUUCCCGAUCAUUCUUUUUGUAAGAUUAGCUUUAUUUGUUUUUGAGGUAGACAACAAAUCCAACCAAAUAUUCUUGGGUUCAAUAUCUUGGAACAGGACAAGUCUGUUUUUCAAGGAUAUGUUGCAUCCUUAUUCUCUUUUCCCAUAACUUUCAGGAAAAGGACGAGACUCUUUUAUGUUUUUUCACUUUCUAUUAUGGUUUUGAUGUUAAUAUUUUAUUUCUAGCCGGAUCUUCCUAGAUAAAGAGGCAAGUUCACAGGUUCCAUGUCUGGGAACGUGGCAACUCUGUUUCCCGGAUCUCUUGCCUUACUGUUCUCGUUUCUUACCACUCUUACGAAAACGAUGCAACUUAUUUACUUCUUCUACCGAGCUUUCAAUGAUUUGUUACUUCAUUCUUUUGUUACCAACCUGAUUUGUCAAAAUAGAUGGGCAAACUGAAUCGUGAAUACUUUGUUCUCUACGUUUCAGAAUUUCAUAAUCCCUGAGCACAUAUUGGAACAAACCUCACAGAAUCUCAGAUUUGUGCUUGUUUAUCUCAAAUCUCGGAUCCCAAAUAGCAUUAAUUGAAAGGGCUUGUCGGUUCUUUCUUUCUGGCCUACAUCAGUCAAAAGGCCAUGUGCGUGAGCUUUAAAUAUUUUCUAAAAAUGAUUGCUAGUUUUCUCUGACAGUUAAGGUCAGAAGAAACAGCACAGAAUGGUUAAGAGAAAAACCAAAGUGCUUCAUUUACCCCUCAUCCCAACCAAGGUGAGCUUAGGCAUCUCAAAUCAGAUCAACAAAGUGAGAAGAAAUCUUGGGUACUGCUUUUGUUCACCAUCAUGACAAAACCAAAUGUACAUGAGAACAAUCUCAUUUUUUUGUACUAGUAGAGAAGUUGUUGGCUGAAAUCAUGGGAGUGCAUGCCCUUGGUAAUUUUUGCAAAGAACAUGAUGGAAAGAAAGACUUCGAUCAACACUUUAUACUUCAGAGAAAGAACCCGUCGCACGCUUGAACGCAAAGACUCCGCGCUUUACAAUUCCUUUUCUUCUUUUGUGGGUCAAACGCUAUUAUCAGCUGUAGACACUUGGAAUUUAAGUUUGUUUUAGGGUGAGCAGAGUUGGUGGCCACCUCUUCUUAGGUGUGUGGGCCAAGAUGCGGCUGGUUUUUCCAUAUUAUAAUAAUAACAAGAGUUUUCAACCUGUAAUGCUCUUUUAAUAGCUUCAAAUGGUAGUAGAUACUGCAGACUGAAUU
Messenger RNA from Theobroma umbraticum, 2539 nucleotides. Its product is annotated as transmembrane protein, putative (DUF1191). Gene Ontology annotation, cellular component: membrane. Lineage: Eukaryota; Viridiplantae; Streptophyta; Magnoliopsida; Malvales; Malvaceae. The record is from RefSeq and is a predicted model, not a curated record.